Triplophysa dalaica is the source of this 2826-nucleotide messenger RNA. Its product is annotated as E3 ubiquitin/ISG15 ligase TRIM25-like. The transcript has 6 exons. The record is from RefSeq and is a predicted model, not a curated record. NCBI's taxonomy places the organism in Eukaryota, Metazoa, Chordata, Actinopteri, Cypriniformes, Nemacheilidae. Bases 89 to 1744 code for a protein of 551 amino acids. Gene Ontology annotation, molecular function: zinc ion binding.
AGUCUUUCAGUUCAGAGAAAGUGAAACUGAACUCUCAUCGAUCUGUGGAGUGUUUGGUGUUUCUAUCUGUGUGUGUUCAUACGGUGAAAUGGCAGAAGCGAGUAUUUCAGAGGAUCACUUCAUGUGUUCAGUGUGUCUGGAUCUACUGAAGGAUCCAGUGACUGUUCCCUGUGGACACACUUACUGUAUGAGAUGUAUCACAGACUGCUGGAAUCAAGAAGGUCAGACGAGAAUCUACAGCUGCCCUCAGUGCAGACAAACCUUCAGUCCAAGACCUGUUUUAGGAAAGAAUGUGAUGUUUGCUGAGAUGAUGGAGAAACUGAAGAAGACUAAAGUCAAAUGUGCUGUUUCUGAUCAGUGUUCCUCUGGAGCUGGAGAUGUGGAGUGUGACGUCUGUACUGGAAGAAAACACAAAGCCAUCAAAUCCUGUCUGCUGUGUCUCAACUCUUACUGUCAAACUCAUCUUGAGCAACACGAGAAUCUCUUCAGAGGUCAAAGACACAACCUGAUAGACGCCACUGCACCACUUCAUGACAUGAUCUGCCCUCAACAUGACAAGAUUCUGGAGAUUUACUGUCGCACGGAUCAGAAGCUUAUAUGUAUGCUGUGUAUGAUGGCCGAACAUAAAAACCAUGAGACGGUUUUAGCUGCAGAAGAGGGAACACACAAAGAGAGACAUUUAAAGGAGACACAAAGAAAGUUUCAGCAGAGAAUCCAGAAGAGACAGAAAGACAUUCAGGAGCUGAGAGAUGUUGUGGAGUCUCACAAGCGGUGUGCACAGACAGCAGUGGAGGACUGUGAGAUGAUGUUUACUGAACUGAUCUCAUCCAUUGAGAGAAGACGCUCUGAGGUGACACAGCUGAUCAGAGAUCAGGAGACGGCUGCAGUGAGUUCAGCUGAAGGACUCUUGGAGCGACUGAAGCAGGAGAUUGAUGAUCUGAGGAGGAGAGACGCUGAGCUGGAGAUGCUUUUACACACACAACAUCACAUCCAUUUGCUGCAGAGUUUGUCGUCUCUCUCUGCUCCUCAUGGAUCUACAGACUCUCUGUCCAGCAUCACUGUCAGCUCUCUCCUCUCUUUUGAUGAUGUCAUCACAUCUGUAUCUCAUCUGAGAGACAAACUGGAGCAUUUGUGCACACGAGAGCUAGAAAAGAUCUCUGAGAGAGGAUUAGUGUCCUCUGGUCAGAAUUUAUCAGACAGACCCUUACGGACUACAUCACUGACACAGAGUAGAGCUUCAGCUUCUAUUUCUGGUUUUGGUGAGAUGUUUAAGCCACCUGCAGGGUCAUGGACCUGUGGCACUUGCGUUGUUCGAAACAUGUCCUCAGACAAAAGAUGUAUCUCUUGUGUCUCACCACGACUCAACAUAGACUCUGACUCAGACAGUAAACCUGCAGUGGCCACAGCAAGCCUCCUUUCCCUCUUUGCCCCUACGGCUGGUAGCUGGACUUGUGACACAUGUUUGGUCAUCAACAAACCAGAAGUAGUUAAAUGUGUUUGUUGUGACACGGCCAAACCUGGAACUCAAGUCAACUCCAGCCUGAUUUUCCCUUCUCUGGCAAAAGCCUCAUCUGCUGCCUCCUCAACAACCACCACCAAUUCUUCUUCUGGGACUGGACUGCUGAGAUUUGGAGAUACAGUUAAGAAACCAGAGGAAUCUUGGGACUGUGAUCUGUGCUUGAUUCGCAACAACGCACAGGAUGUGAAAUGUGUAGCAUGUAAUAGCCCCAAACCAGGUUCCUGAACGUUUCUUGGAGGUUGCUCAGAUAACAUUACGGGAGUUCUUCAACGCAAUUGUGUCUGGUAAAGACGUGGAUCCGUCAUGGAAGAAGGCAAUUUAUAAAGUCAUCUGCAAACUGGACUCGGAAGUUCCGGAGAUCUUUAAAUCAAAAAAAUGCCUUCUCAAACUCCUUCAUGAGUAACAGGUUUUCUCUUUCUAUUCAAAAAUACAGUUUUGUAUUUUUUUUAAUUUUGUUAAGAUUUCUGCCAGUUUGUUAACAUUACACAGGUGAUAAAAAAUGUCAUGGUUUUGUUGGAUUUUAACCUUUUCUGUUUGGCUUUAGUUUUUUUAAUGAAUGUAGACCGAUCUCACGAUAACUUUAUGUGAAGUUUUGCAGUAUGGGUUCUGGAAAAACAGGGCAGGACAUUUGUAGGAUGACCGCUAAAUUGUAUAUUAUUACCAUUUUGAACUUUCUUUUUUGUUAUAUUUUGAAUGUUUGUUUUGCAAGACGUGCAUUUUUAUUUCAUAUAUUAUUCCAUAACAUAAACCUUGAUACACAAAUGUAAGGAGGAAGUUUUCUAGUAAGUAUAGAUUUCAUUUGUUCUUUCCUUUUUGGUUUGUUGAGGGUCUAAGGGAACGCAAUGCUAUUCUGUACAGAAUGUAACUUUUCUCACCGUCUGAGACGAUAGAAGCUGAUGCUCAUUCUGUUGUGUUUGCUCGUCUUGGCUCUAAUGGGAUGUGUUUCUGUGUUGGACACGCAUGUCAAGUCUUUCACACGAGGAAACGGUCUAUAAAACCUCUAAACACAAGUGUUCCUCGUCGCCUCGUUCUCUACAGAUCAUUCCAGACCUCUGAUAAGAGUGUUUGUGUGUUUAAAGUUUAUGUUCAUCUUUAGGACUGACAACUGGUGCUCUAUCUAAGUGAUCUUUUAUUUAUUUAUUUUAUUUAUUUUACAGUGCAGUAUUUUUAUGCACACGUACUGUACAAGGAUUCAUUACAAAAUAAGUCUCUUCAGGUUUCUGUACUUUGCAUUCAAUCAGUUUUGUUGGGAAGUGAAAAAAUGUAUUAUGCUUUUAAUGUUUUCUUUUCAUAUAUAAAGAAAUUGA